Messenger RNA from Corythoichthys intestinalis (scribbled pipefish), 1114 nucleotides. RefSeq names its product H6 family homeobox 3b (gene hmx3b). Bases 1 to 825 code for a protein of 274 amino acids. Gene Ontology annotation, molecular function: RNA polymerase II transcription regulatory region sequence-specific DNA binding; DNA-binding transcription factor activity, RNA polymerase II-specific. NCBI's taxonomy places the organism in Eukaryota, Metazoa, Chordata, Actinopteri, Syngnathiformes, Syngnathidae. Gene Ontology annotation, cellular component: nucleus. The record is from RefSeq and is a predicted model, not a curated record. The transcript has 2 exons. Gene Ontology annotation, biological process: regulation of transcription by RNA polymerase II.
AUGGCAGACCCUGAACCACAACAAGACACGUGCCAGUCCGCCAAAGACUCCAUCAAGUUUUCCAUCAAGAACCUGCUCAGCAUCGACAACAGCGACAAGUCCACCAGGCCCAGAAGCUUCUUAGAGGGCAGCUUCUUCUCCCGGAUAGCUGAUUUGUCUCUACCCCGUCUAGAGUUGCCCUCACAGCGGAUCGGGCUGUCCUCAGCAUCCCCUUGGUGGUAUCCUUACACGCUGGGUGCUCAUCUCAAGACAGCAGGUUCAGUGAAAGAUCAACUGUUGCUGCACGACAGACCCUUGCCUGAUCUCCUCAAAAGUGAGCAGGACACCAAAGAGGAAAGCGCGGAAGACGAGGACAGUGACCCUGAGGAACCAAAGAAGGACUCCGAGCGUACAGAAGACGACUGGAGAAAGAAGCCCGACGAUUCUGACGGGAAGCCGUGCAGGAAGAAGAAGACCCGAACUGUGUUCUCCAGGAGCCAGGUGUUCCAACUGGAAUCCACCUUCGACAUAAAGCGGUACCUGAGCAGCUCGGAGCGCGCAGGACUGGCUGCCUCGCUGCACCUGACCGAAACCCAGGUGAAGAUCUGGUUCCAGAACCGAAGGAAUAAGUGGAAGAGACAGCUGGCCGCCGAACUGGAGGCGGCCAACCUGAGCCACGCUGCGGCGCAGAGGAUCGUGCGGGUUCCCAUCCUGUACCACGACAACGGGGCUCCGGAGACCAGCGGGAGUGCAGUGGGGAGCUCCCCCAACAGUCAGGCGGCCAUCCUGGCCCUUUCUCACCACAUGUACUACCCCCAUCCGGUACCCUUACUGAGGCCUAUUUAACACCUGCACACUUUAAAUUGUUGUAAAUUCAAUCUUAAUUUAGCUAAAUUUUCAUGUUGUGUAUACAUUUAAAUAUUUUGUCGAUUGAAUUUAUGAUGUGUCAUUCUUUUAUUUCCCAUGCAUUUACAUUGUGUUAUGCGACAAUCAUAAUUACUGUCAUGUUUGCUCCAAAGUGAUUGGAUAUAUUUUCAUGUGCAAGAAUUGUAUAUAAUGUAUUUUUAAGCCCCUAAAAUGUGCUCGUGGCUGUGUAAAAUUGUCGGAUAAAAUUUUUUGAUAUUUCCAAUGUGCA